AGCGGUAUCACUAAUUGUUGAUACAACAAACUAGAAUCAUGUUCUCUAAAGUGGUAGCUCUGUGCGCGUUUGUGGCAGUAGCCCGCGCUGGCCUGCUGGCCGCCCCCGCCCACUACUCGCCCGCCGAGGCCGUUUCCUCACAGAGCAUCGUGCGCCACGACCAGCCUAAGGCUGUAGCUGCCAAGCUGGUAGCUGCCGCCCCCGUCUACCACGCCGCGCCCGCUGCCGUCGCCUACCACGCUGCCCCAGCCGCCGUUACCUACCACGCUGCCUCCGCCCCCGUCGCCUACCAUGCUGCUCCCGUCGCCAAGAUCUUGGCUCACCAAGAGGAAAUCGCGUACCCCAAAUAUGAGUACACGUACUCUGUGGCUGACGGGCACACAGGCGACAACAAGUCCCAGCAGGAGUCCCGCGACGGCGACGUGGUGAAGGGCUCGUACUCGUUCCACGAGGCUGACGGCUCCGUGCGCACCGUGGAGUACACCGCUGACGACCACAGCGGGUUCAACGCCGUCGUACACAACACCGCCCCCACCGCCGCGCCUGCCCUCAUCAAGGCCGCCCCCCUGCUGCUCAAGGCCCCCGCCCUCCAGUACUACCACCAUUAGACUGAAUCCAAACUCCAAUUGAUAUCACGUUGAUAAUAAAAUGUUAUUAUUUAUUUAUUUUAAAAUAAUAUACGUUUAAGAUCGAUCCAAAUGCCAUUGUUAAUUUUAAUUUACUCUCUGGUCGUUGUUGAUUGAUGGUAGAUUUGUUUAAACCAUUUAUUUUGAGUUUUUUUUGGUUUAUCCAACAGGAAUCUUCGCACUUUAGCUAAGAGUCCAUUAGUAGAGGAAAUCUUGCAUUUUCGCACUUACGACAGACUUGCCAGAAAAAAUCUUAAAAAAUGUAUUUAAGAUAAAGUGGAGGUUAAUUUUUGUCACGCAAGCAAUAUUGUACGGUAUUAUGUUGGAUAGGCGUUUGAAAAAUAUAACUUGUGAAAACAACUUUUUGUUGAGGAAUAAUUUUGUAAAAUAUGAAGCGUCAAAAUACAAGCUUUUACUAGCCUUGCCAGCGAAAAUGAGUGUUUCUAGCAAUGUGAAAAAAUUAUGCUAUUUACAAUGUUUAUAUACAAUUAAAUUAAAAUAUAAACUAUCACAGUUUGACAGGAUUUGUAAUUUUACAAGUAAUAGUAAUAAUUUCGUACAAAAAAAAAUACGUGAGGAUUGCAUCAAAUAUUCGAUUUUAUCCUUUAACGCAU
Molecule: messenger RNA, 1240 nt
Organism: Chilo suppressalis (striped riceborer)
Lineage: Eukaryota; Metazoa; Arthropoda; Insecta; Lepidoptera; Crambidae
Source: the annotation of a GenBank genome assembly